Messenger RNA from Cutaneotrichosporon cavernicola, 1773 nucleotides. RefSeq lists its product as uncharacterized. Bases 1 to 1773 code for a protein of 590 amino acids. NCBI's taxonomy places the organism in Eukaryota, Fungi, Basidiomycota, Tremellomycetes, Trichosporonales, Trichosporonaceae. The record is from RefSeq and is a predicted model, not a curated record. Gene Ontology annotation, cellular component: cytosol; nucleus. The transcript has 2 exons. Gene Ontology annotation, biological process: protein deubiquitination. Gene Ontology annotation, molecular function: cysteine-type deubiquitinase activity.
AUGCUUGCAGCCCAUGACCUAGCAGCAAUCCUGCCCUUCGUCAUUGCCGUCGCCAUCGCCUUCAUCGUCAGCGUAACCGCAAAGCUGAACAAGAUGGGUCUGUUCUCGGCGCCCCUAGCCCUGGCCUCCCCUUCCCCCUCCGCUUCUCGCCAUGCCGACCGUGAACCAAGAAUCCCCAACGACCCAGGAGACCACUUUCCAGGCAUGGUAAACCUAAGCGGCACGCUAUGCUACAUGAACAGCGUACUCCAAGCUUUCGCAUCCCUCCCUACUCUGACAGGAUACCUAUCACGCGUGAUUGGAGCCGCAGAGUCCGUCGACAUCCCCACCCCAGUCUGCGAUGCACUCUACGACAUCCUGGCAGACUUGAAUACCGGUCAUGCAAAGCACCCGGCCCCGCUCAGGCCACAUGUUCUCCUCGCCGCCCUCUCGCCUCUUCCACAAAUUCGCCGCCUCCUCGCCACACGAGAGCAGCAGGACGCUCACGAACUGUUUGUGGUCCUGGCCGAGGCCGUGUCGGACGAAGCGGCAAAGGCUGCCAAAGAGGUUGCGCGGGUGCGCGGUGGACUCAAUGUCGCCCUCGAGCUCCUUCCGAACUCCUUAGCCCCCUCACUCGCGUCCUCGCGCGCGGCAUCACCAGCCCCGAGCGCCGCACCCUCUAUCCCACCAAGACCUUAUCCGCCCCCGAAGCGGAAUGAUGCGCUCUCGGUCCCGUGGGAAGGUCUGCUGGCGCGGAGGAGGAUAUGCGCGCGCUGCGGAUACUCUGACGUCGUGCGCAUGGACACGCUCGGUGGUAUGGAGCUGUCGGUACCAAGAUCGGGCGAAGUGACACUCGACGACUGCAUCUCCGAGUACCUGGCGCCCGAACCGCUAUCAGACGUCACCUGCGACAUGUGCACGACCCGCGCAACGGCGCUCAAGUACGCCGAGCGUGCCGAACGACUAGAGGGGAAGAAGAGCCGUGCGCACGCGGCCAAGGUCGCCUCCCGGUUACGCGCAAUGGUCGAGGCCGGCGUGGUGGGCAACGAGGGCGGCGCACCCAAGGACGUGAGGUGGGAAGUGGUACGCACAGAAUGUCUGCGCGAAACGGCAGUCACACGCGCUCCCCAGACAUUGCGCUUCCACUUUGUACGCUCCGAGUACACGCCGUACGGGCAAUUGUUGAAGAAGACGGCGCGCGUAGCCUACCCACUCAUGUUCGACCUUGGGCCAUACAUGGCGCGCGGCGUGUGGGAGCCGAAAGCGGCUCUCGGGAGCGUCGCGGCGGCUCUUGCGGGACGAGGGGGAAGUGGGGUUGGGGGCAUUGGCGAACGGCCGCGCGCGCUGUAUCGCCUCCAAUCGGCCAUCCUGCACUACGGGUACGCGCACAGUUCGGGUCACUUUGUCGCAAUUCGGCGGAAGCCCGGCGCACCCCUCGGCGUUCCGGGCAAGGGGUGGCUGCGGAUCUCGGAUGCCGACGUCGACGAAGUCGGCACCGACGAGCUCGCGUCGAGCGCGGCACAGGUGUUCAUGCUCUUCUAUGAGCGGGUCGACUUGCCCAAGCGGAAGAAGAUUGAGCCAGCGACUGAACCCGAGGAUUGGCAGGGGAUAGCACUUGAGCCUGUUAAUGGUGAUCGGGGGGACGUGGAUGAUGUGUACGAUGAGCCAAGAUUCACGACAAACGACGGAUACAUCGACUCUGGGCCCAGGUCUUUCGCGGGACUAGGGACACCUCUGGCGCGCGCGAGCGUCGAUUCAUUAGGCGUUGGGAUCGCGCGCAUGCGGACCAAGUAG